Closterium sp. Yama58-4 is the source of this 2163-nucleotide messenger RNA. The record is from the annotation of a GenBank genome assembly. Lineage: Eukaryota; Viridiplantae; Streptophyta; Zygnematophyceae; Desmidiales; Closteriaceae.
AUGGUGUUCCCGGUGACUUGGUCGUGGAGCAGGAGUCUAGUAGCCUGGGCGGCUUUCGUUGUCCUCAUCGGCACGGUCGAAUGCGCCGGCAGUCACGCCACGCGGUUGCUCCUGACGGAGCCGCUAGCCGGUGGAGUCGCUCCGAUGAAUCUCACUGCGCCUGGCCUUCAGACCACUAGCGUCCAUGCGGUGAAUCCAGCGGCAAACGCGGCGGUAGAUCCGGAGGCGUCAGUUGCGGCAGAAGCUGCGGCAGAAAUGUUUGGUUUUCGCCUGAGAGAUGAGGAGGAGUGUUCGCCGAGUCUCGCCGGUUCUCGUGAGCGGGUCGCAAACGAAUCGUCAUGGAUUGAUGCAGCCGUCAGCGAAGGCGGGCUUGCAGAUGACGCUAACGGCUCCACCGGCAGCAGCGGAAGCAGUGACGGCAGCGGCGGCGGCGGCGGCGGAAGCAGCGAGGCGGAGGUGGCGCGGUGCGUGAGCGAGCGAAUGAUGGCUUUAAUCGCUGAGGGACGCGGUCAGCUGGAAGGCGAGCGGCUUGAAGAGGCCGUUGCGACGUACGACGAGGCGGAGCGGCUUUUGCGGCGGCUGCACCAGCGGCUGUUUCACGGGCGCGGUGUGGCCAAGUCGCUGCUACGGCUGCACGAGCCGGCUGUAGCGGACUUCGAGCAGGCAGUGAGCGCCAAUCCCAACAAUGCAGAGCUGUGGAUGGAGGUGGGGGCGGAGCGCGAGACGCUGGGGCAUCACGAGAGGGCGUGCGAGGCGUUCAGUCGCGCCCUGGAGCUGCUGCCGGGUGAUGUGGAGGCGCUCAAACGCCGAGACUCCCUCAAAGACCUUCUGCCCCCAUUUCCCCCUUCCCUUCCCCCCCCCAACUUCCCCCUUCCCCUUUCACCCCCUCUCCUCCCCUCCCCUCUCUCCCUUUUCCCCCCUUGUGCAGGGCUGAGCGCGGUCAACCUGUAUCGCUUCAAGGACGCCCUGAAAGACCUGCUGCUUGUGUUGCACAUGCUGCCGAACGACGCCGACCUCAGCCGAGCCGUGGUGACACCAUUGUUCUGCUACCCCCAACUGCUUCUCCCAGCCGCCCUCCCUAUUGCCUCUCCACUACACCCAUGCCUCUUUCCCCUCCUCCCCUCCCCCCAUACCCCACUUCUUCCUCCUCCGCACUCCCCCACUCUUCCCCCUGUUUCCCCACUUUUCCCCCCUUUCGCCCCUUUCCCGUUUCCACACCAGGGAAUUGCAUUUGUGCGCUCGAACCAGUUCCGCCCAGCACAGCCGUACCUGGCGAGGGCGACUUAUCCAGACGUCUCAACCCCCCCCCUCCCGGCCCCCUGUCCACCCCCCCAGGGCAUUGCAUGCAUACGGUCGAACCAGUUCCAACCCGCACAGCCGUACCUGGCUCGAGCGGUGGAGCUGCUGCCAGGGGAUGCGGACCUGUGCAAGGAGAAGGGGCGCCUGCACCGCCUGCUGCGCCUGUUGGGGGAGACGGACCAGGCUGAGGUGUACAAGAAUAUUAAUGCUACGUCAGUCCAUGUGCUUCACUUCCUUCCCUCCCUCUACUUUCACUCGCUCAUUCUGGCUUACUCACUCCACGUCCCUGGCAGGAUACUAGAGACGCAUCAUAACCUGGUUCUGCAGAAGCGGCUGCUGGGAGACCAUUGGGGGGUGACUCCCAUGGCACAUGCGGGGCUCAAGGCGUUCCCAGGCGAUCUGGAGAUCAUGCACGCCAAGGCGUCCAGCCUGCACGUGCUCGGGGAACAUGCUGCUGCCAUGCGGCUCUACGACAAGAUGCUCUCGUCGCCCGGCCACCCCAACAAGCAGACGUCCUACCGCCACAGGACCUUCUUCCAGCGGCACCUGCUGGCCUACACGGUGGCGCGCCUUGACCAGCCCUUCUCUGCCUUCUGCAUUGAUGAUGACCUUGAUGAGGAGUGGUGGAGCAAGGGGGCCACGGGGGGACGGCCAGAGGAUGUGCCGGGCUUCGUCCUGCUGGCGAUCCCCGAGGACCAGUUGCAAGCUGCCACGUGGCAGCACCUGCCACGCCUGUCACGGACGGCAGUACAGCUGGUGGAAGCGGCGGACGUUAUUGGUGCUCGCACGCACUAUGAUACUGAUGGCAUGCUGCAUAACACCCAGCAGGUGAGUAUGGAAGAAUGGCAUGAUGUGAUGGCAUGA